AUGUCAGCCGAUCAUUCGAGAGAUCCAUGUCCUAUAGUCAUAUUAAACGAUUUUGGUGGUGCCUUUGCCAUGGGUGCUAUUGGUGGUGUUGUUUGGCAUGGGAUUAAAGGUUUUAGAAAUUCGCCAUUAGGUGAACGUGGUUCAGGAGCUGUGAGCGCGAUCAAAGCGCGUGCUCCUGUGCUGGGUGGUAACUUUGGUGUUUGGGGUGGUUUGUUUUCUACGUUUGAUUGCGCUGUGAAAGCCGUCAGAAAGAGAGAAGAUCCAUGGAAUGCUAUCAUUGCAGGGUUUUUCACUGGUGGCGCUUUGGCUGUGAGAGGUGGUUGGAGACAUACAAGGAACAGUUCUAUCACAUGUGCUUGUUUGUUGGGUGUGAUUGAAGGUGUGGGGCUAAUGUUCCAGAGAUAUGCUGCUUGGCAAGCUAAGCCUAUGGCUCCUCCUUUGCCUGAGGCUCCUCCCUCUCAACCUCUACAGGCUUAA
Messenger RNA from Saccharomyces paradoxus, 477 nucleotides. RefSeq names its product protein transporter TIM17 (gene TIM17). The record is from RefSeq and is a predicted model, not a curated record. Gene Ontology annotation, cellular component: TIM23 mitochondrial import inner membrane translocase complex; mitochondrial inner membrane. Bases 1 to 477 code for a protein of 158 amino acids. The transcript has a single exon. Gene Ontology annotation, biological process: protein import into mitochondrial matrix. Gene Ontology annotation, molecular function: transmembrane protein transporter activity. Lineage: Eukaryota; Fungi; Ascomycota; Saccharomycetes; Saccharomycetales; Saccharomycetaceae.